AUGAGACUCUCCAUGCUUUCCGUCUUCUCUCUUGUCGGCGCCGGCAUGGUGUCCGCCUUUCCCCAGGAACCCAACCUCUCCGUUAAGCGCUCUGAUGCUUCGACCUGUGUCGGCCCUCUCCUGUGCUGUGGUACUCUUACCACUCCUCUCGACCCCCCUUGUUGA
Penicillium digitatum Pd1 is the source of this 165-nucleotide messenger RNA. Its product is annotated as hydrophobin family protein. The record is from RefSeq and is a predicted model, not a curated record. NCBI's taxonomy places the organism in Eukaryota, Fungi, Ascomycota, Eurotiomycetes, Eurotiales, Aspergillaceae. Gene Ontology annotation, molecular function: structural constituent of cell wall. Gene Ontology annotation, cellular component: fungal-type cell wall.